AUGGACUCGUUCGGUAGCUUUGAUCAGAUUGAAGGAUCGGACGCGAUUCCGCGCUACGAUCAAAUGGGUCGAUUGCUUUCGCCAGACGAACGCGAACAAAUUGCUCGUAGGAAAGGUUUGUGCAUGCGCUGUGGAAUGAAAACGCAUCAGGGUGCCUUCAAACGUCCCUUGACGGACGAUAACUGUUACAAAGGAACCUGCAUUCGUUGCAACCCCAAUGCCGUCCCUAAACGUGUGUUGGAGUCAUGGAAUCUCAAAAAUCGACCGGCCAAUGUGCAGUUGGUGAGUGGAGCGGCACAGGCCAAUGCUGUGGCUUCUGGCAUUACUCUGCAUGGGAAACAUCUUUUGAAAAAAGCCACACGCUCAGUUAUGGCUGCGGGGCGAGCUACCAAUAAAAAUGGACGAGUGAUUCCUACAGGACCUUCGACAACAAUCGCAUUCACGAGUGAACAUUCAACAUCUUCCAACUUGAAAACGGGUUCUGGUACGAGUUCAGAAGCGCAGUCUUCACAGACUCCAUUACCCCAAAAAUCAGCGCCUCUGCUACAUGCUCAAGAUCUGCAUCAACCCUGGAUCGAAGGAAAAAGGCCAUCAGCCCAUAUACCCAGCCUGCACUCGGAAUCAAGCAGUAUGCGCCAAACGUCGACAUCGACUAUUGGAAAACUCAGUCCGACUGUUUCCGACCGAUCCUUGUACAGUGCAGAGUCAUUUGCAAGUUCCGCCAGUCACGUGUCAACUAAAUGUGCUGCUUCUGGAUGCGGAAUUGGCACUAACAAUGGUAAUUGUGGCCGCGAACCAAGUGUGGGUGCCGACCAAAAUGCGAACGAUGAUUUGAUGGCAUCGGAGUACCGUCAAAAGCCUGCCAAAUCGGCUGGUCUUUCCAAUAGCGUACGAUUGAAUUCGUCGCGUAAUGAUCUAGAUCUAAGCUCUCCUUCCAACAUCCGUUCUAAGUAUCUCUCAAACAGAUCACACAGCAAGAUGAUAGAAGACGACUGGACCGGGGGUUCUCAGGAAAUGACUCAUCAUACAAUCAUCGAAACUUUGAGAGCGGCCCGAGCUGAUCCAGUAAAACUCCGUCAAGCUCUACACGUGUUGCGAAAUGGCCUCGAAGUGGAUUUGGACGGAAGCUUAAUUAUUAUUGCAAGAGAUAUUUUGUCCCAGUAUGUUUUUGAUCCAAGCAUUGCCGAUGCCGCGUGUGGGGCUGUCUGGAGAAUUACCACUCUGGAGGAUUCGCUUAAAUCCCUGGCGAUCGAAUCAGGAAUCGUUGGACUCCUAGUCGAUGCCCUGAAAGCGCAUCAUGAGGAUGCAACACUUUGUGAAUGGGCACUCGGUGCGUUAACAACGCUUGCGUGUAGUCCCUUCACGAAAAGCGACUUGGCGAAGACUGGAGUGAUUGAAGCUGUUUUGGAAUUGCUCGACUUUCAUCAAAAUUCGGCCGGAAUCUUGGAAUGGACAUCCCGGUGCUUGCACAACCUCGUACAUCAAUACGUGGUACUUGAUGUUGAAGCUGCCGAGGAGGAAAUGCAAGCGCAAAUCAAAAAGAAUAUUUCCAGCAUCAUUGAAGCCAACGGCGUUUCUACGCUCCUUAACGCAAUGAAGCUUCAUGCUACCGAGCCAAUUGCGCUGCUAUGGGCGACAAAGCUCAUGUGGCGUCUUUUCGGUCGUAAGGAAGAAAGUUCCACUGUGCGAGUCUUAUUUCAAUUGCGUCAGGACGGAUUCGUUCCUCUCUCCACAAAGCUGCUACGACAGCAGUCUACGAGCAGUGAACUUUUCCAACUUAUAUCUCGAUUAGUCUGUAUGUUGUUGUUGAAGAUGGAUGAUGGAGCGUUGUAUGAAACUGCCUCGGUUGCCAUGCCGUCUAUUGUUCGUCAAAUGGAAGAGUUCAAAGACGACGAAACGUUGCAAGAGGCCGGAUGUCGACUGCUUUGCGCUCUCAGCACCGGUGGCGAAUCAGUACAAGAAAAUUUAAAGGAAGCGGAUGGAAUCUUGGCAAUUGUGAAGACUAUGGAGCGUCUUCCUGAAAAUUUGAUGCUAUUGACAAGAGCUGGCUGGUGCUUAUGGCGGCUAUCCGCCAAUCCCUCGCUGUUUGAUUCAGGCCUUGUGGAGAAAUCCUUACAAGCAUUGAGCAGUGCUAUGGACAGCCACAGGGACUCUGUCGAUCUAUUGGUGUCGACGUGUGGAUUCUCGAGAAAUAGUACCAUGGUAGAUGGCGUGUCGCCUACUGCUUAUCCUUUAGAUGUUAUUUUUCGGUGGUUGACAACGGAGGGGCAAGCAAGCCAUUAUAAAGUACAGGCAUCACAAGCUUUGCAUACUUUAUCGAGAAAAUACAACGAUUUCUUGCAUCUGCUCAACGAAAGCGUCGGUAUCCCAAGGAUGAUUGCAUCUCUUCGCGAUCCACAAUCUUGUUGCCGUAUUGAUAUUUGCUGCAUUCUGACAGUCCUGGCCAGAAAUUCAGAAGACUCACGCCAAAUGCUCGCAUCUGCUGAUGUUGUCCAGACAGCUUUAGCAGAGCUCGCCGAAACAAAUGAUCUCAACUGGAAGGCUUGUCUCCUGCGACUCGUUUCUACAAUUUUGGUGUCAGAAUGUGCCCUACAGAUUGACGUUCCUAUACAUGCUAUUCAAACAGCAAUUGGUGGAGUGGAAGGGAGCACAUUUGAUCCUUCCUUAAGCGAGUUAGCGUGCAUAUGUGUUCGCAACCUGCUUUUGACACCUAAUUCACGCGUUGGUGUCGAAGGGUUGGUGAAAGCUAUGACAGACACUAUUGAUACAUGUGCCGUCUCCGACAGCCUCUGUAUAGAGGCGUGCUAUGUAAUUUGGGCCCUGACCUCAAAGUACUCCGAUCGGAAUCCAUCCGAAUUGUCUGCUAUGAUGACGUCUUUAAUUGGACUUAUGGGUAAGUUUAUGGAACCGCUUAAUCUUGAGAUCCAGUCCGCUGCAGCUGGCACUCUAGCUAGUGUACUCGCAUCUAUAGUACGCUCUCCUAUCCCUUUGAAGGUUCAAGAUGUUGAAGUGGUCAUAUCGGUCAUUUAUAAGAUCAUCGAUACUAAGCCCGGAGCAUCCGAAGCAAUUGAACAUCUACUCGCCGUUUUGUGGAAUUGCUGCCUUGUGGACGAGAAUACUCUCGUUCAAGGUGGUGUAGUUGUCGCAGUUAUCGAUACUAUGGUCGACAACGAAAGCAAUUUGCAAAUUCAGGAGCGUGGUUGCACAAUCCUCGCAUUGCUUGCAUCUGCGGAGAAUUUGGAGGUAAACUUUAGCAUCGCUGAAACCAAUGGUGUCGAGCUGCUGGUUAGUGCGCUUGCCGUAUUCGGGGACAACGUAAAUGUCACGUUGCAGGCUUGUAAAUGCUUCUCAUAUUUGAGUAUCGAUCCAGAGCUACGUGUGAUGAUCGUGGCCCAAGGAGGUCUCCGUCUGGUUGUUGUUGCGAUAACGUCGAAUCCAGAUAAUGCCGAACUAGUGGGUUUCGCUUGCUCUACCCUCUUAAAUUUGACCUUUGACGCUGAAGUAUCUGCAUACAUUGGAUCGGGGAUCGUGGACGCAAUUGUACAGACUAUGACUGGUCACUUAAAGUCAGCGCUUUUACAAGAAACAGGAUUGGGAAUUUUACAAAAUAUAUCUAUGCGCGGUCCGGAUGAGAAGGCACGCAUUGCUGAAGCUGGAGGAGUCGAAGCUGUCGUUUCAGUACUUAGGGAACAUAUUCGGUUACCGUCCGUUGUUGAACGUGGGCUUGCAACGUUGUGGAGUUUGGCAGUUCUUGACGAAAAUCAGAUACGAGUUGCGAAUGCUGACGGCAUCAAUCUUGUGGUCAACUGCAUGAUGGCCCUGAUCGAAUAUGAACGAGUGCAAAAGCAAGGCUGCGGGUGUCUAUGCGCACUGGCAGGUGAUUCAACCAGUAAAGUUUUGCUUCGCAAUGCCGGUGGAUUGGAUGCAAUAGUUUUUGCCAUGUGGGCUCAUUUCAACAAAAGUGGAGUUCAAAAAGAAGGAUGCAGAGCAAUAUCAAAUCUUGUACAUGAUCCCGGAACGAAUGAGAUAAUGCUAGUAUCAGAGACUGAGGUUGGGGCGAUACUAUCUGCUAUGAGAAGAUUUCCUUCAGUGGCCGAUUUGCAGAUGCAUGCUUGCUACUCUCUUCGAAACCUUACACUAUCUGUGGACAAUGUAGCUGUCGUACUUGGAAGUGCGGACGACAUCCGCGAGCUCGUAGCCAAGGUUUCCUUACGAAACCCCGAAUGCAGUCCAAUCGUCAACCAAAUACUUUCUCAUUUUGGAUAAAAGGUUGUCGCUAGUAAAAAGAAAAGACUCAAGUGUAGACUAAACGCGCCCGUUUGCUCUUACGUUGUCUUCAGUGGAAAAACGUCACCUAAUUGGGUCACUUGCGGCGCGUAGGGAUGUACCUUUCUUUCUCCGGUUGGAGAGCCUUCACGACUGGUAGGUGGGGUGACAAUGCUCUUCUUGCUAUGUGCACCAGUGUUGACUGUUUUGUCCCAAUGAUCAAGAAGUUGUGGGCACUUUGGAGACACUAUCUCUUUUGAGCACGACGUGUCGCGUUCCAAUCCUUUCCUGGUUCGCUUACGGAGGAAUCCUGUGUAUUUUCUCUGGAUCGAAAUGAACAGAAUUGAUAUAAAACUAAUCAUGCACAGUGUUCCGAUCAUAAAGUCAAUGAUUGUGCGGUUUUGG
This is a messenger RNA of Phaeodactylum tricornutum CCAP 1055/1, 4671 nucleotides long. RefSeq lists its product with no specific name. The record is from RefSeq and is a predicted model, not a curated record. The transcript has a single exon. Bases 1 to 4266 code for a protein of 1421 amino acids. Lineage: Eukaryota; Bacillariophyta; Bacillariophyceae; Surirellales; Neidiaceae. Gene Ontology annotation, molecular function: protein binding.